CUUCCGCCGCUCCUCCUAUACAAAGAAAGAGUCUAGUUGCCAUUUCAAAACCCUCGUCCCUCUAAAACCCUUAUCCUCUCCAUCCUCUCUUUUCUUUCUUCUAUUGAAUCACCAUGGCUUCUGCAACCACAUCUCUAAUCAAGCCUCUAUCAAUGGCCACAUCUCUUUCAACACACUUAACAACUAAAACCACAUCUUACCCAUCUAUCUCUUUCCCUUCCAAAUCUGUUAAAGUUUCUCAACUUUCUACUUCAUUUUCAUCAUGGGUUCCUCUUAAAAACAAGAUUUCUUCAUCAAAGAUGGUAACUUUUGUUGCUUCAGAUUUUGCUCAAGUAACUGAAGAAGAUGGUGAUGAAAUUGAGACCCCUGGUGGAGAUGGGGGGUUUGUAGAGGAGGAAAGUAGUGAAGAGACUUAUGCUGAACCUUCUGAAGAUGCUAAACUCUUUGUUGGGAACUUACCUUAUGAUAUUGACAGUGAGAAAUUAGCUAAUCUUUUUGACCAAGCUGGUGUUGUUGAGGUUGCUGAGGUUAUUUACAACAGGGAAACUGAUGAGAGCCGAGGGUUUGCGUUCGUCACGAUGAGCAGCGUUGAAGAAGCUGAGAAAGCUGUUGAGAUGUUCAACCGUUAUGAUAUAAAUGGCAGAACUUUAAAUGUAAACAAGGCUUCUCCUAAAGGUUCUCGUCCAGAGAGAACCCCUCGAUCAUUCGAGUCGUCUUCUUCUCUUAGACUGUAUGUUGGAAAUCUUUCAUGGCAAGUGGACGAUGCUCGCCUGGAGCAGGUGUUCAGUGAACAUGGUAAAGUGAUGGAUGCAAAGGUUGUUAUGGAUCGGGAAACUGGCCGCUCACGCGGGUUCGGCUUUGUAACGAUGUCAGCACAGUCGGAGUUGGAUGAUGCUAUUGCUGCUCUUGAUGGACAGAGUUUGGACGGAAGGAUGGUUAGAGUUAAUGUUGCUGAGCAGAGACCUCCAAGGCGCAACUUUUAAAUUCAACAGAUGAUUUUCAAUGACCCUUUUGUCUGUCUCCUGUAAGUCUGUGCUUCUAUCGUAGGAGACUAUUCUGAGUGAUCAAUUGGCAAAUAGAUUAAUUUUGGCUAGUGAUAGAAAAGUCUUUCUUUCUCGAGAAUUGCUGUUACAUUUUUUUUUCUUCCUUAUUAAGUUUUGUCAUGUGUUGGUAAUUUCAAAUUUCACAGUCACUGAGCAACUUAUAUGCUAGCAACACUGAAUUCUAGACCAUUUACCUUACCUGUCCAAGGUUUGUUAUUUGUCAUGUACUGCCAAGAUUAGCUUGUUCCUGUUCGAAACUUAUGUAAUACAUGUUAAUUACCUGAACAA
This is a messenger RNA of Papaver somniferum (opium poppy), 1331 nucleotides long. RefSeq names its product 28 kDa ribonucleoprotein, chloroplastic-like. Gene Ontology annotation, molecular function: mRNA binding. The transcript is spliced from 4 exons. The record is from RefSeq and is a predicted model, not a curated record. NCBI's taxonomy places the organism in Eukaryota, Viridiplantae, Streptophyta, Magnoliopsida, Ranunculales, Papaveraceae. Bases 114 to 983 code for a protein of 289 amino acids. Gene Ontology annotation, cellular component: cytosol.